CCAACACUUUUCUCUCCUUAAACUCUCACUUUGUCUCCCUCUUUUCUCGUGCGGUGGGCGUUAUCGGGUCUGGUCGGGUCGGGUCGGGUCGGGUCGGGAUCGAGGCGGCUAGAAAGAUCUACUGGUAAUCUUGAUUGUAGGUUUCAUAGCUAAAGGACAAGGAAAAUGAGCUCAGUGCUUAAAUCAUCUCUUUUACCUACAAGAAUCCCUCUUCCAUUGGUUUCAUCUAGAUUGCUCAGAGUGUCCCGGUGUACCAUGGCUAAAACUGCAGUCGAUGAGACAUCAAACUCUGGUGCGUUCGUGCGAUCUCCAUCAACGUUCCGUAACUUCAUCUCAAGAGAACAAGGAUCAACCUUUCAGCCUGAAUCUGGAAGAUAUCACUUAUAUAUAUCGUAUGCGUGCCCAUGGGCAUCUAGAUGCAUUUCUUUCUUGCAGAUUAAAGGACUUGGCAAAGCAAUCAGUUUUACGUCAGUCAAACCCAAAUGGGAAAGAACGAAGGAAGGUGACGCCCAUAUGGGAUGGGUUUUCCCUGUUUCUGAUGCCGAGGAACCUGGUGCUGAGCCUGAUCCGUUGCAUGGAGCAAAAAGUAUCCGAGAGCUUUAUGAGCUUGCAAGUGCUAAUUAUUCCGGAAAAUAUACUGUGCCUGUGCUUUGGGACAAAAAACAUCAAACCAUUGUGAGCAAUGAAAGCUCGGAGAUUAUUCGCAUGUUGAACUCCGAGUUCAAUGAAAUUGCAGAAAAUGGGAAUUUAGACCUUUAUCCCCAUCAUUUGCGAGCUCAAAUUGAUGAGGUUAAUGAAUGGAUAUAUGAUAGUAUCAACAAUGGCGUCUACAAAUCUGGCUUCGCUACCAAGCAAGAACCAUAUGAUAUGGCCGUCAAAAAACUGUAUGAAGCACUGGACAAAUGUGAAGAGAUACUUGGUAAACAGCGAUAUUUAUGUGGCAGCUCACUAACUGAAGUAGAUGUUCGCUUAUUUGUAACCCUGAUCCGGUUUGAUGAGGUUUAUGCUGUUCACUUCAAAUGCAAUAAGAAACUACUGCGCGAGUACCCUAACUUGUUCAAUUACACAAAAGAGAUCUUCCAAAUUCCGGGCAUGAGCAGCACAGUUAAUAUGGAUCACAUCAAGAAGCACUAUUAUGGAAGCCACCCAUCCAUUAAUCCUUAUGGGAUCAUUCCUCACGGCCCAAACAUCGAUUAUAUGUCUCCCCAUGAUCGAGAAAAGUUUAGUUCGUAAGGAUGUUUAAGCUAUCGUACUUGCUUUGUUUUCCGUCUCAGAAGAGGGCGUAAGCCGAAUACCCAUAUUUGUUUGUGCUAUAUCCUAUAUGUAUGUAGAAUAUGCAUGUUAUUGUGUGUAGUAGUUGCUAUUGCCCUUGUUGGGCAGAUGAUGUAUGCUUCACAGGUUACUGAAACAAUAAUCUUUUAUGUUGCAAUAAUGUUUCCAUGUUUUUCUACCUUGGUUUAUGAUAUCUCAACUAUCUUUGUUAA
Molecule: messenger RNA, 1484 nt
Organism: Amaranthus tricolor (Joseph's coat)
Lineage: Eukaryota; Viridiplantae; Streptophyta; Magnoliopsida; Caryophyllales; Amaranthaceae
Exons: 7
Coding region: 166-1233 (355 amino acids)
Cellular component (GO): cytoplasm
Molecular function (GO): glutathione transferase activity
Source: RefSeq, a predicted model, not a curated record